Messenger RNA from Anopheles funestus (African malaria mosquito), 1483 nucleotides. RefSeq names its product syntaxin-17 (gene Syx17). NCBI's taxonomy places the organism in Eukaryota, Metazoa, Arthropoda, Insecta, Diptera, Culicidae. The record is from RefSeq and is a predicted model, not a curated record. Gene Ontology annotation, cellular component: endomembrane system; SNARE complex; plasma membrane. Gene Ontology annotation, molecular function: SNARE binding; SNAP receptor activity. The transcript has 2 exons. The coding region runs from base 268 to 1212 and encodes 314 amino acids. Gene Ontology annotation, biological process: vesicle fusion; intracellular protein transport; exocytosis.
AAUAACAAACCCAAUGAUUCAGCCUCGAAAACAGGGAGGGAACGGAGCUGGGUAACAUCUAAUCACGAUCGAUUUGCGUUCUUUGUUUCCACUUUCGAUUUUGAUAAGAUUUGACGUUAUUUCGUUGUUUUGAUUGCCCUGUUUGUUGUGCGCUCUAGUUUUACGUCCGUUCCGUGAACAGAAUCAGUGUCAGUAGUACAAAGCCACUGUGCAAUAGCGCAACAGCGCGUUCCUUAUUGGGUGUGAAAGAACAACAGAUCGAACAAAAUGGAAUCGAACGAAGAGGACGAGCAAAUCCCAUUAAAGCUAGCGCAAAUAUCGAUCGAUAAGUUUAACCAAACGAUACCCCAGUACUUGACACAGCUACGAAACCACAAGUGCAACAUCGAAAAGGCAGGUUCACUGAACGAUUGGGAGAAGGUCAAACGCGAACAGUUAAAUGCGACACGCAUUGUGAAGCAGAUCCGUUUCAUGCUGGUGGAAAUAGAUAAAGUGCGCCAACGAUUGCGUGAAACGGAUCAUGACCGUUUCGACGAAGGGAUUGAUGCGACAAAGAAGGAUGCGUUCAACAGCAUGGCAGAAUACAUUGCCAUGCAGCUAGCAUUACGUGCACAGUCAGCGCGAAAUGCAACAGUGCAACAACAGUACGAUGAGGAAAGCAGGUCCGGUGGGGGAAAUUCCGAGUUUCCUACGGGAGGUCGAUUGGCGUACGUUCCUCAAAUUACCAGCUCGUACAACAUGGAGGACCAUGAGCUACGCCAGAGAGAAGAAUGUCUGCGCCAGAUGGAACACUUGCAGCACGAAAUGGAAGACAUCCAGGAGCUGUACCAACAGGUGCACGAAUUGGUAUAUGACCAGGGUGAAACGGUGACCCGGGUCGAGGAGAACGUUGAUGUGGCACAGAUCCAGGUGGAAGCAGGCGUAACUGCGUUGCAGAAAGCUCUGGCAUACAAGAAAGCCGUUUAUCCGCUGGCAGGAGCAUUCCUCGGGUCGUGCAUCGGUGGUCCAAUCGGGCUAGUGGUUGGACUGAAGGCAGGUGGCCUAGCAGCACUGGGUGGCGGUUUGGUCGGGUUUGCCAGCGGGAAGUUUAUCAAAAAUGUCGACGCAGUGCCGGAUAGCGACGAGGUCGGUUCGAACGAUAGUGCCACCGAAGCGAUGGCCGGUACACCCGCAGAACCGGGUGAAACGCAACCGACUACUUCGAAAACAUGACAAUUGCUGAAUCGCUGCACGAUUCAGUAACAGCUGCCGAGGAGAUAGAUAGACCCGUUCGGUCGGUCGUAUAUUUUAGUUUUGUUAAGUGCUGUACAUUGUUGCAAGAGCUCGUUGGAAUUGCUGUGGAAUGCUUACCAAUUCCCAAAAGCCCGUGUUUGAUACGCGAUUCGUGUAGCGCUUUCCUAUUAUCCCACACACUAGCCGCUAAUGUAUCGUCGUUAGAAAUGGAAAUACAGAGCCACGUUUUUUUGUGUUACUAAUAACAAAA